AUGCCGUCGCGCACUCGCCAAGUUCCCGCUGACGAGGCCGAGGAGGAGUCUGGCCUUCGUGGCUUAUCCUUCAAUCAGCCGUUGUCAUGGCGCGUGGGGCGCUCGGCUAUCAUCAUCGCCGAUCUACUUGAACGUCUCCAGACCCUCGCCCAAGAACUUCGCCAGCUGGAACAAGAGGAAAUCGAUAAAGAAUCUUUGCGAAAAGUGUCACAAGAAUUAGCUAGUGCUCAGCUUCUCGCACAUAAGGAUAAGGGGGUGCGAGCCUGGGCCACGUGCUGCCUGGUCGAUGUCUUACGACUGUGCGCGCCGGACGCGCCAUUUACCAGGAACCAGCUCAAGGACGUUUUUACUUGUAUCGUGACAUCGAUCAUCCCCGCAUUAGCCGAUCCAUCCAAUGCCUACAAUGCGCAACAUAUAUACGUCCUGGGCUCACUCGCCGAGGUCAAGAGUAUCAUUCUGAUGACUGAUAUGGACCAUCCCGACUCUCUUAUUAUCCCCCUAUUCACUGCCUGCUUCGACAUUGUCUCCGGAUCAUCCAAAGCGUCAACAGGCGAGGAAGUGGCCAAGAACGUGGAGUUUGACAUGAUCCGACUCCUUGUGACUGUGAUCGAUGAAACACCUGUCUUAGCCUCCGAAGUUGUAGACAUCAUUGUGGCACAAUUCCUGCGGGUAGACCCUCGGGUUAUGAGCAACCCUACCAAGGCGAAACGCGGCGAUGCACCCCUCGAUGCCAAGCAGGAUACACUCUUGUUGAAGGACUACCCGGCAGCUUACGAUAUGGCCAAAGCGAUCUGCCAGGCCUGUCCGGAGAGAAUGACGAGCCAUAUCAGUCAAUAUUUCAACAACGUCAUCAUUGAUGCGUCUGCCCCUGCCGGUCAAGCCAAUGGGUCAAAGAAUGGGACACGCAAGCCGAACCUGGACGAUUCAGAUGAGGAAGGGGAGGAUAUCAAGGAAUUAAGCAAAGCGCACCGUCUGAUUCGGGAGCUUUGGCGAGCCUGCCCGGAUGUUUUGCAGAAUGUUAUCCCGCAGAUUGAAGCUGAGUUGUCUGCAGAGUCAGUCGCCCUCCGGUUACUGGCUACGCAGACCAUCGGUGACCUUGCUGCGGGUAUUGGUAUUGCCGGACCUCCUUCACCACCCCCUAUGGACCCUACGGCUUACCCGCCGGUGACACUCGAACAAUAUGAGAGCACGAUUCCCCAGCCUAAUGUUCUGCUUACGCCCAUGUCACCAAAGCCGUUUUCUCAGGUACACUCUUCGGCCUACAAUGCAUUUUUAAGUCGGCGUCUCGAUAAAACGCCUUCUGUCCGCGCCGCGUGGGUGACAGUUGUGGGUAGAAUUUUGUUGACCUCUGCCGGUGGCUCUGGCCUGGGCGAAGGCGAGGAGCAAGAUCUUGUUCAGAGUCUUGCCUCAAUGCUCCGCGAUGCUGAUGAGAAGGUCCGUGUUGCUGCCGUAGACACUGUCGGUCAAUUCGGCUACACAGAUCUCGUUCAUAAACUCGGCAUGAAGGGCGGCUGCUCAUCAACGGAUUCCGUGUUGGCAAUUCUUGCCGAACGUGUCAAAGAUCGCAAGCCACACGUACGUGAACAUGCCAUGAAAAUUUUGGCACGCAUGUGGGCUGUGGCUGCCGGAGACAUCGAGCAGAACACUGGACCUGUCGUAUCUCUCCUGAAAGAUGCACCAUCCAAGAUUUUUGAUGCUUUCUACACCAACGAUCAAGAAAUUCAUAUCCUAAUUGAUCAUGUUCUGUUUGAAACACUCCUUCCAUUGAAUUACCCGCCAAUCAAGUCAAAGCUUGGCCGCGGAGCUUCCAAUCAAUCUCAGAAAUCGAAGGAUAGCCAGCAGAGUUCCGAUGCGGACCAGGAGACCGACGUGGACAAAAUCCGUGUCCGUCGCAUUCUGACUCUACUUAGGGGACUAGAUGAGAAGGCCAGACGGGUUUUCUUCGUUACGCUGGCUCGUCAACUGUCGAUGCGAUCGGCUAUGACAUUGUAUUUGGAGGCAUGUGAGAAGUACAACGGUGGAGUGGUUGACAAAGAUGAAGAGCAAGUGAAGGCCCAGCUUUCCAGAGUCAUUGAAUCGCUGUCCAAGACGUUUCCCGAUGUUCCACGGGCAUCUGCAGACUUGUGGAAAUUUGCCAAGACCCACGAUCGACGCAGCUACCAGCUAAUUCGAUUCAGUAUGGCUGCCGUCAGUGAUUACCGGACCGUGACCAAGGCUAUCAAGGAACUCCAGCGACGCGCACAGAGUGCUAACAACUCGCCCUUGCUUGAAACCAUCACGCCUCUUUUGUACCGCAGUGGCUCUUUGAUUUUCAACCGCAGUCACAUCCCGGCCAUCAUGAGUCUUUCUCGGAGCGACGAGAACGGGCUGGCCAACGCCGCCCAGGAGAUGCUCAAGCAGAUAUCCUCACAAAACCCAGAGGUUCUGGAGGCCCAGGUUCAAGAGAUGUGCAGAGACCUUGAAGCACAAGCUCCCAAGGCUUCUUCGCCUGGCUCAGCUAGCUCCGAAGAGAUUCUCAAGGCAUGUGCCGGAUUUGCUAAGAAGCUCCCAGCCAAGUUACCAAAGGAGCGCAAGUUUUACCAAGCCUUAUCUAGCUAUGCUUUGUACAGUACUUCGCCACGCUCUGCUAAACACGCCGUGUCGAUUUUGAUGGCUACAGUUGAACGAAAGGAAAUGUACGCCAAAGACCUCGUACAAAAAUGUGUGAAGAAGUGGAAGUACGGUUCUGAUCACUUCCUGGCCCGCCUGGCAACUCUGUCCCAGCUGAAUUUACUUGCUCCGCGGGAAGCUGAUGAGGAAAGCGAUAUGAUUAUUUCAAUUGCAAUUAACCAGAUUCUGCUGACCAACCGAAACCCUGAAAAAGAUCCGCAGUAUACAUGGUCCGAAGAAACCGACGAAGAGACACAGGCGAAGGAGUGGGCGCUCAAGAUUAUCGUCAAUCGUCUACGUGCGAAGGGCGGUUCGGAUGACGAUGAAGAUUUCCGUGCGCAUGCUGGGCCAGUCUACGACACGUUGAACAAACUUGUGGCCGGAGAGGGUGAACUCUCGAAGGACAAAGACACCCCUGCAAACCAGAAGUCUCGAUUGCGUCUUCUUGCUGCCAAGUCAAUUAUCAAGCUCUGUGCUUCUAGUCUUUUGUGUGACCAUUUGCUGGGUCCCACGGAAUUCAACGCAAUUGCUCUGAUGGCCCAAGACCCACUUCUACCAGUACGAAGCAAUUUCAUCAACUAUCUUAAGAAAAAGCUGGUCCAAAAGUCACAUCUCGGGUACCGGUGGUACAUUGUCCCUUGUCUACUUGCAUUCGAGCCGAGCUUGAGCUUGAAAGAGAGCACGCUUACCUGGCUGCGGUCUCGUGCGGCGCAUUUCGCUCAUUUAGCCCAAGCUAUCGGUAAACGAAAUGAGCAGACCAUGGUGAUGGAAUUGAUCUUUUCGCGUCUUUUGUCGUUGCUCGCCUACCAUCCGGACUAUCCAUCUGAAGACCUGGACGAAUCGACGAAGCUCGGAGAUCUCAGCGAUUUCUCCCGAUACAUUGUCUUCUACUUGUCCGCUGUUGCUAAUGAGCACAACAUGUCCCUGAUUUUCCAUGUAGCUCAGCGUGUGAAGCAAUUCCGCGAUGGCAUCACAAAGUCAGACGAGAUGUCUACUCGUCUUCACACUCUGUCUGAUUUGGCUCAAUCGACCAUCAGAAAGUUUGCGGACUUUUACUCACAACAACAUAAGUUUGGUGGCGCAAGUGGAAGCACAAAUAUCCUACAAACUUAUCCAGGUAAGAUGGGUGUGCCUAGCUCCUUGUUUGCCAACAUGGGUAGUCACCAAGAAGCCCAAGAAGUUGCCGAUAAGAACUUCCUUCCAGAUGAGUUGGAUGACCUGCUUGACCGUGUUGUACGAACGGCAAUGAAGCCAAAGAGCGGCUCUCAAAGUGGACAAGGCUCCAUCAAGAAGAGGAAGCCCGAAUCAUUGGAUGCUGCUGGCAACAACACAGCCAAGAAAGCACGUAAGGAGAAGACUGCACGGCCACCUCGCAAGUCUUCUUCAUCUGCAAGCGUGGUCAACAAGACUCCCCAACGCAAGCGCAAAGGCGACGAUGAGUGGUCUUCUGAGGUCGGCUCGGAAAGCAUUACUGCUUCUGCUCGCCGUCGUAGCAGUCGAGGAACCGCUAAGCCUCAGAUCAGCUAUGCUGAUAACGACAGCGACGAAGAUGAUCAAGAGAUGCAAGAGUCUCAUGAUGUGGCACAAGACGAAGAUGACGAUGAAGAAAUGGACGAGGAUGAAGAGCAAGAAGCGGACGAAGAAGAGGUGCAGGAUGUAGUGGAAGUGGAAGAUGAAGAACAAGAAGAGGUGGAUGAGCCCGCACAAGCUAGUGAGAAGGAAAAUUCUCCUCCCACUCCCCCGAAGCGUGGACGCAAGGUGUCGAUAGCGUCCACAGCGAAGAGUCCCCGAGUGUCUACGGCAAAGAGUCCCCGAGUGUCUACGGCAAAGAGUCCCCGAGUGUCUACGGCAAAGAGUCCCCGAGUUUCUACAGCGAAGAGUCCCCAAGUUUCUACAGCGAAGAGUCCCCGCGCAGAGAAAGAGAAGCCGACCACCGCCACUUUGCCAACACGACGAUCGUCCCGUCGGGGAUGA
Messenger RNA from Penicillium verhagenii, 4623 nucleotides. RefSeq names its product sister chromatid cohesion factor PDS5. NCBI's taxonomy places the organism in Eukaryota, Fungi, Ascomycota, Eurotiomycetes, Eurotiales, Aspergillaceae. Gene Ontology annotation, biological process: DNA repair; mitotic sister chromatid cohesion. The record is from RefSeq and is a predicted model, not a curated record. Gene Ontology annotation, cellular component: chromatin; nucleus. The transcript has 2 exons. Bases 1 to 4623 code for a protein of 1540 amino acids.